Messenger RNA from Mercenaria mercenaria, 4596 nucleotides. RefSeq lists its product as uncharacterized. The record is from RefSeq and is a predicted model, not a curated record. Lineage: Eukaryota; Metazoa; Mollusca; Bivalvia; Venerida; Veneridae. The transcript has 6 exons. The coding region runs from base 162 to 2759 and encodes 865 amino acids.
CUAAAUUUCUAUUUAUAGUUCCCGCCAAAACUGGCACUUGACCUUUGUGAAAACAUGUUUCAUAUAUAUAAACAACAUUGAAAUUUGACGUGAAUUACUAAACGAACAUGCACCGAAAACGAAAGCUAGAUAACAGGGGAUAAGAUUCUUUUCUCGAUAGAAUGGCCCAUCAACGUACGUUAGAGAAGUCCAAAUAUAGGAACUGGGUGAGAGGUGGACUGGCGUAUAAAUAUCUUAAGGAAGGUAUAGAAGAAUUUGUUGAUGAUGUGGUUCAACAGGAACACAGCAGAAUUCUUAACGUUGUCAAUCAUUCACAUGGAAUCACAUGUAACCAGUGUUGUUUCCGAAACCUGCAAACAAUGCAUAAGUGUCAUCAAGAUCCUGCUACCGGCAGAAACCAGUGUCCUUGGGGUCAGUUAAAAUGUAACUGCCUCUAUCCAAAAAAGAAGCACUGUCCAAAUAAAAUAUGUGGUGAAAUAAUGGAAGAAAUCUUGAAAUGCCAUGGCUCAACACCACCUGCACCAAACUGGAAAAAUACAGAAAUGCAGAAAUGGUGUGAAAGUCCAUGGGAGAUUGCCAAAUGUUUUAUUAAUGCACCGGGAUAUUCUGACAAGACAAGGGCAUCUGCUUUUGACACAGUUGGUUUGCUUCAUCUACUUAUCAACAACAUCAGUUUACAUGCCCACUUAUCUUCCAGUUUAAUUGGUAGUGACCUCCUAAAUAAGACUCUACAAAGAAGAAAUAAAUUGGUCCAUUCUGCUUCUAUGGAAAUGGAAGACGAAGAUUUAAAUGGGUGUAUAGAUGAUAUCAUUGCAAUUCUUGAGGAUGAGAAAGAACUUAAAGCAAGGCAUGAAGCUCAACAAGCUGUCUGCAAGCUCAUGCAGCUGAAGAAAGAAAAUUUUAUCAUCACCACCCACAACGAGGUCGAAGUAUGCCGAGCUGCUCUACAAUCCAUUACGAAAAAAUCAAAGGAAUUAACACAAACAAUUCAAGAUGCAAAAGAUGACAUAAGUCAGAAAACUGCAGAAGCCACGAGAAACAUUGAUGAAAAGACACGGAAAGCCGUUCAAGGUGCUUUGGAAGAUUUAACCAACCAUACUGGUACAUUGUAUGAGAGAGUCGGACAUGUUGAGUCGGAAAUAGCUACUAUUAAAAAGCAACUCGCUGAGAAAGUUGGUACGAAAGACGAACUGGACGAUAUACGUGACCACCAUCAGAAACAGUUGAAAUACGUUCAAGCAAAACAUGCACUUCAAGAUAACUUAGUGAAAUUAUAUCAGAAACAUUAUGUGAAAACGUCUAUCUCACCAUUAAAGCUACAAGAGAACGACGUUAAUAUUGAGGAAGUAUAUGUUUCACCAGAAAUGGCUGUUCAAGUUAACAUGCAACACCAACAUAAGGCAUCUACGUCGAAAUGUUGUACAGUGAGCACAUCUGAGUGGAAGACUAUACACCGCUAUCGAGAUAUAUUUCAAACCAAUGACAAAAGGCAUAAAAAUAUUUAUAUACUAGGCGACGUUGGAGCAGGGAAAAGUUCUUUCUGUAAAAUGAUGAUUCAGAACUGGUGUAAAACUAUAACCGGCGAUUCUUGCAAUUACAAUGACAAUGAUAACACUCAAGGACAUUUUGUUACCAGUAACAUGUUUACCGACACAAGUGUUUCUGAUACAGUUACUACCAAUGUUUUGUUUCAAGAACAUUCUGUUUCCGAUAUAUUUAGUAACACUGAUGAGCGCGAUAUCACUGACUACUAUCGAAAUGGAUUUUCGGCUAGUACAAACUAUGUAUAUGACUACAAUGUUAUUUCCAAUUCCAGUGGGAAGAACCGUGAACCCCGCGUGUCUGAUGCAAGUGACAUACAUGAUGAUAUUUCUGAAUCUGAGACAAACCUAACUGAAUGGUCGGUGAAGCCAACUCCGGGGUCAGAGUUCGACAGUGACUAUCAAUAUAGCGUUGAUCCUUUCCUAGAUGAAAACAAUGCAGAUAUCCAAGAGAUGAGAAACUUUGACUUCCUUUUCUUUAUACCUCUGCGGAGUAUGUCCGGGUUGACCUCAGAUGUAACAGAAAUGAUCAAAGUAAUUGCCACAGAUGCAGAUCUUGCUUCCGAUGAUUUGAUAGACAGGAUAAUAGAGCAAGAGUCAGAACGUUGCCUUAUCAUUAUUGAUGGUCUAGAUGAAUGGAAUCCUCCAGAAGACACACCUAUCUUUCCGCAUGUGAGUUUUGGAAUACCAAAAGGAGAUAGAGCAAAGCAUUCCACGUUCAUUACAUUAUCUCGAGGGUCGGCAAAAGGAAUUCUUAACUUGAAAUCCACAGAAUGUGACCAAAAAAUAAAAUUACAAGGAGUGAAUUCAAAGUCAGUUCAAUAUUUUACUGAUAAAUAUAUGUCGAAAUUAAACAAAGCAGAUGUAUGUUCCAAGAAUUUCAUAAAGAAAGCCGCGAACUUCAGACGAGGACAUCUAGAGAGAACACCUUUACUCUUGCAACAACUCGUAUGGAUGUACUACACAGGAAAUGAAAUUGGAAAUUCGGUCAGUGAUACCUAUAGUCACCUUGUAAACAUAAUGCUUAGCUGGUCACAAAACAAAGAUGUCAAGGUCCUCGGUGACUAUGACAUUGGUGUACCUGAUAAGUAUAAAGAUUUGCAGCUGCCAAAGCUUUUAAAUAGAUUUUCGAGUUGUGAAGUCAAGAAACAGAGUUUGUUUCUUCUAGGCCAAGUUGCACUUGAAGUCUUAACUUCAAACAUGAAUACAAGCACAUAAGGUCGAUUAAACCUUCAGAAGAAAGGUAUGUCAAAUGCUGAUAUCAAUGAAUUAAUUCAAUGUGGCGUCCUAGUAGAAGAAAAUUCUUUCAACCCAAUAAAAGAGAAGACCAAGUUAGCAUUCAUUCACAAAUCUUACCUAGAAUUCUUUGCCGCAUUGUAUAUAUCUAGUCACUAUCAUCACAAAAAAUCUCCAAAAGUGACGAAACAAAGAAUGCAGAAGGAAACUAUUUUGAAAGAGGUUUUUGGAAAAUGUAAAACUGUUGCAGAUAUACUACAGUUAUCAAACCUAUUUAAAAUGGUGUGUGGAUUGUCUCCAUCUCUGCUUGGAGAACUUUCUGAAUUAAUUUCAACUAUUGCAAGAAGGGAUAAACGCAUGAUAAGAUACAGAAAUGAUGGACUUAUUUUAUGUAACGAAGAAGAACCAUUACACAUACAACGACUUAUGGAAGAUUGUUUGAUCGAAUGCGAGUCAUGUGAUAAGAUCGUGGCAGAUCUUCUUGAUGUUGUCAUUGAUGUUUGGACACGCACAUCUCUUUUACAUAGAAUCGUCCCAAAGUAUGUGUUAUCGUUGAAUAUAAGCGGUAGAUCAAAUGAAGAAAUAUGGGAAUGGGUGACAAAACUGUCUCGGCUUCAAUACGUAAAUAUAUGGGGUAUCACCUUACCUCAUUGCUAUUUUGUACUAUUUUCGUCGAUGCUGGAGAAAAAGUCGUUGAGAAUUUGUACAAUGACUCAUGUUGUAUGUGCCCAAGAUGACUGUGACGGUCACAGUGCUGACCUUUCAAAACAGGGUUUGCUUGAAAGAUACGAACUCUUUGACUGUGAGCAUGUGUAUAUAUCUGAAGUGAACACUAAAUGUCUUAAAGUGAUGUCCUUAAACGAUUACAGUGUCUCUACGUUAGAUUUUUAUUGUCUGGUCAAAGCCAAUAAAUUGACUGAACUUCGUAUAGGGGAUCUGGUCACCUUACGAUGUACUGAAUACAACCUCAAAAUGAAUUCGGCUGUACAGACUUUGCAGGUCUUACAAAAGCUAGUUCUGCAUUGUGUAGAAAUUAAAGCUGGUGCUUUAUCUGUAGCACCUGGUAUGAGACAGCUUACACAUAUUGAGUUGUAUCGAGUCACAAUGGACAUGGAAACCUGGUGUACAUUUGUUGAUAGCCUUCUCACUCUCCAACAGUCUGUUCUAUGUCAGGUGGAUACACUAUCUGGCAUCAGUAACAUGGACAGAGAUAUAUUCUAUAAUUAUAUCAGACAAAACAAGAAACUGUUUGAAGUACUUUCAGAGCAUACAUGCUAUUUGAGAUUUAGGACAAAGAAAUGAAAUGUUCUAGAAAACUGAAACUGACAAUUUCACGCUGUAGUAUUUCAUAGCUUUAGUUCCGGUAGUAAAAUCAAGUUUUGGAUUGUAAUCUUACAAGUAAAAUGAGAAUAUUUAAGAUCCAACAUACUACAUGUGCAUCAAAGCUUUUGAUAUUUUAAUUAACUUAAUUAAAUGUCACUGUAUCAUUCGCAUUUGAGCUUUAAUUGUAAGAAGGCCAAAGUAGAGCAAAACAAACAAUAACUAGAGUUAAAUAAAAGAAAAUUAUUUAUAUUCAUAAAUGGCUCGGUUUGCAUUCGAUAGCAUCAGCCUUUGGCAUACCGUUCUUCACAUAAAUGAUCUUAACUUGAUCGUAAAGUCCACAAAUGGACUUAUGGAUUUAAUGGAAUUAUUUUGAUUCUAGAUCUCGUAUAUUGUGGCUAAUAGCAAAACUUAUUUUGUCAAUAAAUAUCACAUUUCCAUGUUCUGCUUGUAUACAAAAAGAACUUUUAAGACAAUAAGAAUAAUAUGCAAGCAUUUA